UUGAAGCAUCAACAAAAACUUAAAAUUAGUCAAGAAAAAAAAACACACAAACUACUACCUUCCGUUUCUUCGACGCCGGCUCAGCUGUCUUCUUCCCUUUCACCGGCUCUCGUACCAGAAAAAGAAAAUCAGGUAACAAGCAGCCCAAAGAAAACAGGGGAGAAAACCUAAUUAUACUUCUAUAUCAAAAUUGCGCCAUAUUCUUCUGCUCUACUCAGAUUUUUGGUCGCUGAUCGAAAUUCAGAGAUAAAUUAAAGCCAAAGAUGGCAGCAAGGAUACUCGCCCAACUUCUUGUGGUGGGUUCUGGGGUGUUAAUUCGGGCGGUUGGUCAAGCUUAUCGUCAAGCUAUUGUCAAUGCCUCAAAAACUGGUGCUGCGCAAGAAGCAAUGCAAAACACCAUUCGUAGAGCAAGUCAGGCUCUUACAGAACAAGAAGCAAGACAGAUACUUGGAGUCCCCGAGAAAGCCGCUUGGGAAGAAAUUUUAAGAAAAUAUGAUGUUUUAUUUGAGAGGAAUGCUAAACAAGGGAGCUUUUACCUCCAAUCGAAGGUACAUAGAGCAAAGGAACAUCUGGAAGAAGUGUAUCGAAAUAAAGGUUAGGGCUAUGCUAGUUAAUUACUCGGUGGGGUCCUCAUUCCUGCAGCCAUUGCUGCUUUGCUCCAGCGUUGAGUCUUAAUCGUUAGAAUGAGAAUAUAUUUUUGAACAACAUUCAUCUCUUGUUGUAACUAGCGCGCUGUAAUUUCCCCCUUCAAUCCGAAAAUUUUGUGGCUACUUCUUGCAUAAAAGUUUUUAGAGUAGUUGCUUUUGAGUGGCCAGAAUAAUUUAUGCACCGUCUUUUUCUCCUUAAAAGUUUAAGAAUGGUGUCUUACAACGAA
This is a messenger RNA of Spinacia oleracea (spinach), 874 nucleotides long. Its product is annotated as mitochondrial import inner membrane translocase subunit PAM16 like 2. The record is from RefSeq and is a predicted model, not a curated record. Gene Ontology annotation, biological process: protein import into mitochondrial matrix. Bases 264 to 599 code for a protein of 111 amino acids. NCBI's taxonomy places the organism in Eukaryota, Viridiplantae, Streptophyta, Magnoliopsida, Caryophyllales, Amaranthaceae. Gene Ontology annotation, cellular component: TIM23 mitochondrial import inner membrane translocase complex. The transcript is spliced from 4 exons.